This is a messenger RNA of Adelges cooleyi (spruce gall adelgid), 6048 nucleotides long. RefSeq names its product putative leucine-rich repeat-containing protein DDB_G0290503. The record is from RefSeq and is a predicted model, not a curated record. Bases 512 to 5797 code for a protein of 1761 amino acids. The transcript is spliced from 29 exons. Lineage: Eukaryota; Metazoa; Arthropoda; Insecta; Hemiptera; Adelgidae.
UAUUUGUACAAUAUUUAUCAAAUUUUAAAUAGUAUUUUCUCAUACUUAAAGUUACAAUUAUCAGUCAUAAUAAUUGGGUUAUUAUCAAAUUAUUUACGUUUUUCACAGUUUAAUAGUAGAUACGCGUUAUUACAUAAACGUGAUUUUGGAGGGAAAUAACCGAUUAUAUGAAAAAAAGUUGAUAAUGAAACAUGUGCGCAAGGAGAUUACGAAUUAUUUUAUGUAUAAUAUUCAUCUCAUUUUUGAUAAAAUGUCAGUUACAUGCUAUUGUCGUUAUAACUAUUGAUGUUUUUAUAGUGUAGCGCAAUGUAAACUCUUUUAGACACAAAUCGGCUAAUCCGCUAAUACUUGUCUAUGGGGCAAUCAAUGUUUUUGUUAUCCCGGAACGUUACCGUAGUGAUUUUUGUUUGUAGUACUUACACUGGACUCGAUUGAAUGCGUUAAACUGUGAUAGUGUUUAUAACCUAAUUAGGCAAUUAAUUAAUUAAUCUAGUCAAUACUAGAUCGUGUCAUGGCAAUGGAUACACUGCAUGAGGUAUACCAAAAAGAACUUAAUAGGAUGUGCGAAAAACACCGUAUUGAGCUCGAAGAAAAUGAACAAAGACAUCGCGAUGAAAUAAAGCGUUUGUGUGCUGAAAAUGCUUUGGAAAUUACAAAACUCAAACAAAUUCUAAGAUCUGAAUACCAAGAUGAGUUGAAAAAAAUAAAAAAUAAACACGAGCAGGAGAUAGAAGAGUUGAGAUAUCAGUUUGAAAGUCGCCUUAAUGAUUUGAAAGAUUGCGAUCUAGACACAUUGACAAAACGUAUUGAAGAAGACAUUACAAAAACUCAAGUAAAACAUAAAAAAAUAGUUUCGUACUUAAUCAAUGAAAUUUACAAAUUAAAAAAGACUAUAAUAAGUUCAUCUUUUGAUGACAAUGAAAGGCCGUCGUCGUUAGAUUCGUACGAUCCAAAAAUACUUCGUGAGGGUGUAAAUGAUGUGGAUAUUGAAACUUCUGAUUAUGUAUUAUCGCAAGACAGUAUCGAUACACAAAUCAAAGAUCUUGAAGACAUAAUUCAAGAAAGAGAUGAUUUACGUACAGUUGCUAUGACUCUUCGUCAGUUGACCAAACAUCUUUGCUCAUUUCUCAUCGAUCAACAAGAAGAACUAAAUAACUCGAUAGUUGAGCAUAUGAAUGAAAUGGAAUGUGGUGGCAUUUCUAAUGGUGGAGCAGGUGACGGUUGCCAUAUUAAUUCGACAGAUGAAUUCCAUGGUCUUGUUCAAGAAUCUAGAAGUCCAAGGAGAGUACAUUUUGUGCCAAACAUUGAAGAGAUUGUAUCGCUAAUUGAUGAAAAUUCAAUAUUAGCUGACUUCACUAACGUUGACGCAUCUGGUGAUACUUCCAACCUAUUAAGAUCUAAUUUAAAUGCGUGCUUAGAAAAAUUGAAAGAAGAAGCUGCAACAUUAUCUGAUUUGACCACUACAGAACCAAAAGUCUUACGUCCGACUUCAGAAAUUAUUUGUCAUAAAUCCUUUUUUGACAAAAAACUGGAUUAUUACAAAAAAGAACUCGAGAAGCAAAAAUCUGAUUAUAAAAAGUUGUUUAUGGAAAAUUCCGCAUUGGAACAAGAAAAUGACUUCCUGAAAAAACAACUUGAUAACGAAGUUUCCUCUGCUAGUUAUAACAAGCAAUGCAUUAUUGGUAUUCAAAACAACAAUUUAAUGUUAUUACAACACAAAGCUCAAGAAUUAAUUAAAAACUAUGAAGAUUGGACUCCUUUGCAAAGUUUGCUGGACGAAUAUCACAAUGAAUACUGCAAAAUGGUCGAUGACAUGAAAAAUGAGAAAGAAGAUCUUACACAACAGCUGAUGGCAGCUGAUAAUCGAUUGCAUUCACUGAACUUAUUUCUCAAAGACCAAACGGCAGAACGUGAACACGAAAGAGAGCAAUACGAUUCAGAAAUGAAACUAUUAAAAGAGCAAUUGCGAGAUAAGGAAAGAUUAUCUUUGGGAGCCGAAGACCUCAAAACACACACCGAAAUGCUUGUGAAUGAACACAAAGAAGCUGAAGAACGGUAUGAAAAACUGAAAGCAAAGCAACAGAAAACGGAAGAAAUGUUAAAAGUGUCAGAACAAGAAGUGACAUCGCUAAAGGAAAUGAUUUGUGGAAUGGAACAACGCAUGGAAAUAUUUGCUCAAAAUGAAAUAUCCAAUAAAAAUUAUAUAAGCUCUCUAACGAAAAUGUUAAAAGAAGAACAAACUAACCAACAAGAUAUGCUAGCUGAAUUAGAUAGAAUGAGAAAUUUAUUAGAAGAACAAAAUCAGAGUUCUACUCCAGAAUUUGGCGAUGCCGAAAUUGUAGUCAACAACUUUAGAUUAAAACUCAAAGAUUUAGAAAAAUCAAUUUCAAAACGCAUUAAAGAACUGGAUCAGUUUUGGGUGGUCGAUGAAUGUAGUUCUCCAAUGUCUGAAGAUAUAUCUGUUGCGGAGAGAUCCGAAUUGCCGAAUAAUAUAAGUUUAGAGAAAAAUAGUUCUCCGUCUCGAAUUGUAGCGACUUUGGACGAUGUGUUUGUCAGAGUACAGGAGCGUUUAAGCAGAAUGUAUAAAUCGGAAGACGCCAUUUUGAAACACGAGUCUGAACAGCGGUUGUCUUUAAAAGCACUCAACAAACAACUUAAAGACUUGCAAUCUGAAGUUGAUACUUUAAGAACGAGACUCGCUGAAAAGAGUGAUCAAUUGACUGCAGCAAAAAUGAAAAUCGAUAAUCUCCGAGUAUUAAAAAAUAACGAUGUCGAAACGGCUACUUCACAGUUGCACGAUACAUUAGAAAAAAUUAUUAUGGAACAUAAAAAAUGUUCUCAAGUGUUGGAAGAUAAAAAUAAUGAGAUAAGUAAGCUAAAUGAUUUGACGAGGCAUCUCAAAAAUAUGCUUUCUUCUUACGAAUUUAAACUGAUUGAAAAGCAAGAUAUCGAUCCAAAAGCAAUCAGCGACCUUGAAUUAAAGGUUGUAAAGCUUGCUGAAGAAAAUAUGACUUUACAGAUUGAAACGAAUAACAAAACGGCUCAGAUUGAGACACUGCAAGCUAAACUUGAUGAAAUGCAAAUUAGAGAAGAGGAUGGAAACAAUGAAAUCGACUCAAACGGUUUUUCCAAAAGUAUUAUGACUAAUUCGCGUGCAAGUGAAAACGAACAUAUGAGACGAGCUGUGCCCAACGAUUCCAAUACUCUGGCUUCAUUACAAUUCCGGGAUCAUCAUCAUAAUGUAUCAAUUCGAGAACCGUCAAUGUCUAAUUUAAGUCUACCAUCUCCGCAAUUAAAAGAUCGGACAAAUAUGUAUACUACUAUGAAUGAUGAUUUGAAAUUGACAUUGGCGAAUACUAAGUUGGAAUUAGAAAAUAGAAAUGCUUUAAUAAAAAUAAUGGAAAAAGAUUCUGAAGCUAUGGAAACCCAAGUUAAAACAUUAGAGGAAAAUGUGCAAUUAUUACGUGUAGAAAAUAGCUCACUCGAAGAACGUCUAAGUAAAUUAAUAGAAAAUGAAAAUUUGUUAACCGAUAAACUUAAUGACGCUCUCUCAGAGAUUGAAAAAAAACAAAUAACGCUAAAAGAACUCGAAACGUUAGGAGUAAAGUUGAGAGCAGAAAUUCAACCACUAGAGUUCAUGAAAGACAAUUUAGAAAAGAAGUUGGCCAGUUUCAAAGACUGUAACAAAAAACAAACAGAGAAAAUCAAAUUUUUAGAAAACGUAAAUGAAGAACUCGUGUAUGAGUGUAAUCGCUUAAAGGAUGACCAAAUGAAAUUGUUAAAAUCGUUACAACACGACAAUUCAACAUUGAAGCGCGAGUUGUUACAAACAGAAAAGUUUAAAAUGGAAGUAGGCGAACAAAUUGAGGAACUGAAAAAUGAAUACGAAAGACUUAAAAGUGAAAAUGUUGCCUUGAGAGAAGACAUUGACAAUUUGAUGGUGGACAAAUCGCGUCUGAAGCACGAGCUAGCAAAAAUGGAAGAGCUACACGCCGCCGAGUUAAAAGGUUGCCGCGACUUGUUAGCCGAUGAACAAGAACAAAAACAUAAAACGAACAUGAAUCUGUUGAGAACGAUUGAAGAAUUAACAAAUCAAGCAACCGAACAUAAAUAUUUGCUGUCCAGUUUGGAACAAAAUAAAGAUUGUGAACUGACAACGUCAUUUUCAGAUUUUGGGUCUGACAAAAACACAACAGACAUGGUGAAAAAGACUAUGGCAUUAAUGGAAAAUGAUCUCAUAUACGAACAAAAAAAAUGUGCCGAUAUCUUACAAAGUUUACAAGACAAAGAGGCUGAAACUGAACAAUUAAAUGCCAUAAAAAACCACCAAGAAGAAAAAAUAGCUGAUUUCAUUCGGAGAGUACAAGCAGAAGUAAAUUGUAACACUGAAUUAAAAAUAAACGUAAUUAAAAUGGAAAAUCGCAUCAGGGAACUAGAAACUAAAUCCAAAAUCGAUUCGGGUACUCUUACAGAAUCGAAACAAGAAGACAGUAAUUUAGUUAAGAAAUUGUAUGAAGAAUUGAACAAAGUUUUGGAGACAAAUGUGCAUUUGGAUUGUGAAUUGAACAAAGUCUUGGAUACAAAUGAAAAUUUAGACCGAGAAUUAAACAGAAUAUUAGAUAUUAAAGAAGAAAUGGACGAACAAUUGGCAGAAGCUCACAAGACAAUCAAUGAACUUGAAUCGUAUAAACAAGAAAGAGCAACUUUAUUGGAACAAAUAGCAAAACAAAACAUGUCUAUUGGUAAUUUUAAACAACAGUUAAACGAUGCAGAUGAUGUGUUGAGAGUUCAGCGAGAAAGAGCGGAAAAAGACAAAAGAUUGUUUGAGUUAAAAAUCUUAGAGCUUCAAAAAGAACUUAAAGAUACAAAACAAAAACAUUCGGAAUUAGUCAAAGAGUUCGAAAGACUUAAAUCAAAAAGUAUUCAAAAACAACCUAGCAACGAGUGUACAUAUGAAUUAUAUAACGACCUAAAGAUGAAAUUGACCGAAUCUGAAAAAAAAAUUUUAGAAUGGGAAAAGAAAUACAAUGAUGCCAUUUUUGAAAAUCGUAACGUACAACAUAAGUUUGAAUGUAUGGAUGCAGAAUUUCAACACUUACAAAACAAAAUGGAAGUCUUGCAAAAUAAACUUGAGCUGAGUAAAUUUUACGAAGACCGAUUGAAGAGCGAUAUUAAAGAUUUUACUCUUCCAGAAGAUUUGAAACAGAGACAGACUGAUUUGAUUGUAAAUUUGGAAGUUGAGAAUGCAAAAUUAACGAGCAAAGUAAUGGAAUAUCGUGAUAAGUAUAGCAAGUGUAAAGCACACAUAGAAGAUAUAAAAACUAUGUUGACGAGUCAGAAUAUAAGAAAACUCGUAGAGAACAAUAUAGAACUUUGCAAAACAAGGGACGAAUUACGAACGCGAGUUGCCGAUUUAAACAAUUUAGUGAAAGACUUGACUCACAAACUGUCUCAAAAAACUGAUAAUUGGUGGCCUGUGUUAAAUGAUCGGUGUGCCGUGACUAGGAUAGAAUCACAAUACCGCUCGUUGGUAUGGCAAAAGAUGUAUUUAGUGAAACUAGCCAGUGGCAAAGACAAAUUAGUGAGGAUAAUGCUUCCUGAAUUAGAAGAUGGACUUCUUAAAACUACUAUGCAAAAAAUAUGUGGUAAACGGAAAAUGUCCAGAUUCAAGAUUGUGGCAAUUUGUAUGAUAGCCAUGAGGCGUAUGCAAAUGACUGCUGCGGCGAAAUAUGCAGGCCUCCAACUCGAGAAUACUCACUAUAGUUUACCAAGAAAAAUGCCAUGGAUAAAAUGUUAAAAUUGUGUUCCGAUAAAGUGCCAUCACAAUUUUUAUAGUUGUAUGUUUAUAUAUUUAUAUUUUAACUAAAAUGUGCCUUAUUUAUAAUAUAUAUUUGUAUAAUGAAAUUAUUGAUAUACGAAUUCAGAAUUUAUUAAGCUUACUUUUAUUAGUUUAAAAAACUAGUUUCAUAUUAUUAUUAUUAUUAUUAUUUUUAUAUUAUUUGCUCAAUUUUUGUUGUAGUCAUUACGUGUAAUAAUUAAAAAGACUUA